Messenger RNA from Antechinus flavipes (yellow-footed antechinus), 5931 nucleotides. It is a transcript of the gene GPR75, whose product is annotated as G protein-coupled receptor 75. The record is from RefSeq and is a predicted model, not a curated record. Bases 1477 to 3090 code for a protein of 537 amino acids. Gene Ontology annotation, molecular function: C-C chemokine receptor activity. Gene Ontology annotation, cellular component: membrane. The transcript has 2 exons. Gene Ontology annotation, biological process: G protein-coupled receptor signaling pathway. Lineage: Eukaryota; Metazoa; Chordata; Mammalia; Dasyuromorphia; Dasyuridae.
ACUUUCAAGUUUGCGGAGUUGGCAUAAUUUAUAUUUGAGUGUCCCAACAUCCCAUGAGAUAGAUAUAAUUCUAGUUUACAACUGAGUUAACUAAGGCUCAGAAAGUUAAUUAGUUCAAAAUCACAGAGUUAAGUGCCCGGGUGUUUCCCGGUACUGGCGACUUGGCAUUUAUUUAUUUGUUAAUCACUUGCUUCUGUGAUAAAAUGGAAGGAGCCGGAGGGCCUGGAAUUCCUGAUGUAUGCAGGAGAGCCAUUUGAGAGGUGACCUGUAGAGACACAAGAGUUUGUCACUUAAAGCACAAACCUCUUCGCAUGACAGAAGCUGCUGUUAUUCUCUAGUUAGGCCAGAAGUCUGGUUCUGCUCCUGGGUGCCCAGGAAAGGGGGCGGAACGAAUCUCUGGAAUCUGCGUGAUUUAGCAUGAAUGACAGGCGCAGGAGAAACCACUUGUGGUCCGGCCGCGCGUUCCUGACCCACCGGCCUCCAGCCAGGACAAGCUGCUGAGAAGGCGGAAACCUGUCUCCACGUUUACCAGUCCCUCCUCCCUUUCUCCUCUCCACAUGAAUUCUCUCCUAACUUACACUUGUCCCCUCUUUAGUGCCCUGUAUCUCCCCCAGCUCCCGUGCGGGGUAUGGAGGAGCGGGGAAUUCGUGCUCGGGCACAGGUGGUAGUGAGAUGAGGUGGCCUCUCGGGUUCGUUCCAGCCCUGGAAACCUGACCUUAUCCCACAUCGUCUCAGCUUUCGGCGAGCCCUGCAGCCCCGGGACCUGUACCUAAGUCCUCGGAGGGCAAAUAAACCCCUAUUUGUGCGGGAGGGGCGAGGGAGCCUCGGGAUGCAGGAAAGCCGCCUGCGCCGUAUCGAGAUUUUGAGGGGGCCGUACGGAAGGACUGGUUGCGGGAUCUGGUCACCCCGGGGGCCGGGCCGAGGACCUGGGAGAGGGGGUGGGGGACCACAGGAUUCCUGUCAAAUGCGAGCCUUCCGCUUUUCCGUCGCGAGCCCCCAACCAAGGUGGGAAGAGGAAGGGGCGCCGGAGCUGCGGGGGAUGUGGCAAGCAGCUACCCCGAGGGACUGUGCUGUGAGUCCGGGAGCGGGCUGAGAGCCGGGGGAAGCGGCUGAAGAGUUUGGAAUGAACCCGGGGAAGGGACAGGUCGAGAUGGGAAGGAUGAGAUAAAACGGGGGUGGGGGGGCGGCGCUCCCUCCUCCCUGCGCUCUUUCCCGGAGUCUCUCCGCCCCCAGCCUCCUUCGCGGAGGUGGCCGAGAUGGCGCGGAUGCCUAGUGCCCCGCGUCCCCUGGCUGCCGCUGCAUUGGGCCCAGCAUCGCGACUCCUGGGCCCGGAAUGGAAAAAGAGGUGCCGCAGGCAGACUCAUCUACCUUGGACCUGUUUUGAUAUUUACCAGCUUAUUUCUGAGUUGAGGUUCUGACUCCUUUUCCUUUCAUACUUAUUUGGUGCAGAGGAAAGAGAUAUUUUUUUUUCUGAAAAUGAAUUUGACAGACCACCUUCAGAUAGUUCCCAAUACCACCUUGCCAUUCUCCCCAAAAGGCAACAGCACCUAUUUCCAGGAAGAUCUUCAGGAGAUCAUUCACACAGCUACCUUGGUGACUUGUACCUUCCUGCUUGUUAUCAUCUUCUUCAUGGGUUCCUAUGGCAACAUUAUUGUUUUCAUGUCCUUCUUUGACCCAGCUUUCAGGAAGUUCAGGACCAACUUUGAUUUCAUGAUUCUGAACUUGUCCUUCUGUGACCUCUUCAUUUGUGGAAUGACAACUCCCAUGUUCACUUUUGUGCUAUUCUUUAGUUCAACUGCCAAUAUCCCUGAUGCUUUUUGUUUCACCUUUCACCUCACAAGUUCUGGCUUCAUCAUCAUGUCCCUCAAAACAGUGGCAGUGAUUGCCCUUCACCGACUUCGAAUGGUGCUGGGGAAGCAACCUAAUCGCACUGCCUCCUUCCCGUGUACAUUGAUCCUUACUUUACUUCUUUGGGCUACUAGCUUCACCCUCGCUGCCCUGGCUACACUGAAAACUAGCAAGUCACACCUCUGUCUCCCCAUGUCCAGUUUGAUUACCAGAGAAGGCAAAACCAUCCUUUCUCUGUAUGUGGUUGAUUUCACCUUUUGUGUGGUGGUGGUCUCUGUCUCCUAUAUCAUGAUUGCUCAGGCUCUGAGGAAAAAUGCUCAGGUAAGAAAAUGCCCUCCAGUCAUCACCGUGGAUGCUUCCAGACCUCAGCCAUUCAUGGGAAGGUGCCAGAUGGGAGGUGCGGACAGCAUCCAGGGUGCUGGACCAGCUUUAUAUAGGAACCAGAACUUCAACAAACCACAGCACGUACAGACCCAUGGAUACACGCAGUGUUCCAACCAGUUACCAACUCCUGCAGCCAGUCGACUCCAGCUAGUCUCUGCUGUCAAUCUGUCCACUGCAAAGGAUUCUAGAGCCGUUGUUACAUGUGUAGUCAUUGUGCUAUCUGUGCUGCUUUGCUGCCUUCCCUUGGGUAUUUCUCUGGUACAGUUAGUUCUGUCAAGCAGCGGGAGCUUUAUCUUUUACCAGUUUGAACUGUUUGGAUUUACUCUCAUAUUUUUCAAAUCAGGAUUAAACCCUUUUAUAUACUCUCGGAACAGCGCAGGUCUGAGGAGGAAAGUCCUCUGGUGCUUCCAGUAUAUAGCCCUGGGCUUUUGUUGCUGCAAACAGAAGACCAGGCUUCGAGCUAUAGGCAAAGGGAGCCUGGAAGUCAAUAGGAACAAGUCCUCCCAUCAUGAAACCAACUCAGCCUACAUGUUGUCUCCAAAACCUCAGAAAAAGUUUGUGGACCAAGCUUGUGGUCCAAGUCACUCAAAAGAAAGUGUUCUGAGCCCCAAGGUCUCAGCUGGACAUCAGCACUGUGCUCAGAGCAGUUCAACCCCCAUCAAUACUCGAAUUGAACCUUAUUACAGCAUUUACAACAGUAGCCCAUCCCAAGAGGUGAGCACCCCAAAUAGUGUACAACCAGUAAAUGCUUUUGGAUUUACUAAAAUGAACAUCGCUAAGCAUUAUCACACCACUAAUGAUUUAAUGCAAGACUGUGACAGCAUUUCUGCCAAGCAAAUUCCAAUUCCCUCAGUUUGACACAGUAGAGACUAUAGAAUCUUGUUUAAGCUUCCUUUGAAUUUACAACCCAUUUUAAAAGUAUUUCAUUUAAGUGUAUCUGGGAGGGAACAAGGAGGGAAGAAGAGAGGGAGGGAGGGAGAGAGAGAGAGAAUGAAUGAAUGAAUGUAGGCAAUCAUUUGCAGUUCUAAACUAAAAUUAAAGAUGCAAAUAAUUACCAAUUGCCAAUUGAUUUUUUAAACCUAUGAAUGCUCAGUUAUUUGCCCUUGAAUGAAAAUUUGUAUUUAGUGAUUCCUUUGCAUUUUUUCUGGAAAUUGUAAAGGUUGACAUUAAAAUAUAUUGUUUAGAUUUAUAGCCUGAUCUGUAUAAUAAUAGUUUUAUUAAUUAUGUCUAUACUGACUCUUUGAAUAGACAAAAGAAGUUAUCGUGAAUUACAUUAAAAUAGUAAAUCAACAAUUUGAGAAGAAUCACUGUAUUUGUGUUUGAAUUAUGGAUUUGUUGUAUUCUUAAAAAAUGUAAAAUAACAGAUUUGUUAAAGGGCAUUUUUGAGAAGGCAGUAUUUUUAAUGAAGGAAUGAUGAAGUCUGCAUUUUUCCAAUGUUUGAAAUAUUUUUUUUAAGUAUUUUCCUAUAGUUUAACUGAAUGUUUUGCUAUGGCAGAAUAUAAAAAAUUCUUUGCACAUAACUUAAAGAGUUCUUCUUCCAGAAGCAUUAGGUCCUCUUGUCCAAUAAGACAGUAGACUAAGUAUGCAACAUCUUAAUUAUUGUCAUUCUUUAUUGUAGACAGUACCAUAUUGAGUCAAUUCAAUGGUUAUAAGAAAAGAGAGAGAGAUUUGGGAGUUUAUUAAAAGUUAAAUGCUUCAUUAAUGAAUAAUUUUAUUCAAGAGUUUAGGGAAUAUGGCUCUACCUUAUAUAGUACUCUUUAUGAAAUAGGAACCAUGAAUCUCUGUAAUUGUUUUGGUCUGAUCUUAUAUGGAAAGCAAUAAUAACUCCUUUGUGAAAAGAAGUUGGAAUGGGAAUGGGAAUUUUGCUUAACAAUUUUACAAAUAAGAGUAGUCAAGAAAUAACAAAAGUAUAACAAACUUGUGAGUUUUGUUUUGUUGGUCUUUAUUUACUAAGUGAAUUCUUAGGAGUGAAUUAUUAAAAUUAUCUUCAAUGUCAUUUCAAAGUAUCUUUUGUCCUUUAGUUAUCUAUGAGUUGCAGAUGUGUAGCGGUUAAAAAAAAAAUUAAAUAUUUCUUUACUGAUGACUUAUUUUGUUGUGCAUUGCGAUUCUAGUGUAGUUGAAAAAUAUAUACAUUCAGAAACAGUUUUCAAUUGCUUUCUGUUCCUAAUAUAUGCUCAUUCAUUAUUUUCAUUUCUGAUUGACUAUUAAUUUGAAUGUUUUGGGUUUGGUUUGGUUUGAUUUGUUUGUUUUUUAUUUUUUUAUUUUUCUUUAGUCUUUGGAUAGCAUAGUAGAAUGGAAAUAUUGCUAGAUACAAUGUCAAGAGACAUAGGAUCAAUUUUUGCCUUCAACAUUUACUAGAUGUUUGACCAUAGGCAAGUCACUAAAUCUCUCUGAGCCUCAGUUCAUCUGUAAAAUGGAUAUAAUAAAAAUCUUAGCUCCUACCUCACAGAGUGGUUGUGAGGAUUAUAAUAUUAUAUAAAUUAUAUAAGCACCUUGCACUUAAAACAUUGCAUAAAUGUCUGCUUUUUUUUUUCCCCCCUUCAUUUUUAAAGUCUUUGUAUUUUUGUUCAAGGCACAAUAGGUUUUUUUUGUUUGUUUGUUUGUUUUUCUGUUUUUAAUUAACCGCUACCCUUUACUUCAUUUUUAGUUCUGAACACUCUUGUAAAAAAAAAAAUUAAUCAUUCAUAUUGGUUCUGUUUUUUGAUUUUUACCAUUUUAAUUAAUUAAUCAUUUAAAUUAAUACUAUUUUCCAUAAAAAAACUCUGAGAGAUAGGUUGACAUGUUAUCUCUAUUUAACAAAUAUAAAUCUACCCAAAUAAGUUGCAAAAUUCCUUUAACUAUGUUAAAUUGUAUUUCUAUGCUUUGGGGGUUAGAAUAUUUAAUAUGUGGCUUCAGAAAACAAUUAUUACAAAAAUUAUUUCUAAUUUUAAAAGAUUAAGUUUUGUUUGUGCUUGUGAUUUGGAGUAAUUUUCUAUCGUGGUUCCCACUUUUUUGGAUAGAAAGGUUACAACGUGAAAAAAUUUUGCAUGCACAUUUGAGAUAAUGAGUCUUUUUGUUCUUAUCUAUGAGUUAUGUAUUUGUUUUGGUUUGCAUGAUACACUAAAGGCCAAACUUUCAGUCUCUUUUAUAUUUCUUAUAUCUUCUUUAAGGGCUAAAAUGGGCAUGAAGGGAAAAGAAAAAGUAACUGAAUAUGAAUAAAAGCAGGGAAUAGUUAAUUAUAAUGAAUUAUAUAGUUAUAUAGAUAUAUUACUGUGAUGCAAAGUGAUGUAUUUUCAAAUAUUUUGUAAUAUUUGCUCUUAGCUGUAAAAACCCAAAUUUGUAUUUCUAUACUAACACUUUAAAAGUUUUUAAAAUAUAUUAAAAAUGACAAAAUUUCUGAAUUUCACUUUGUAAGGAGAUCAUUAAUUUAAAUGAGUUGAUGUGGAUGUAAAGAAAACUUUCAGUAUUAUGUAAUUAACAUUUUUACCAUUUAGGUAAAAGAAGGUAUGUUGAAAAGAACUUCACAACCUUAUGGAAAUAAUUCUUUUAACAGCAGAAUUCAUGAGAUGAAAAGAUUAGUUGUGUUUUCUUCACAGAGAAUAGACUCUCAUUAUCCAUGGUAAAGAACUCUAGAUGUUGCUGUAAAUUUUUACUAAUAUGUAAUUUUUGUCCCAAACAUUGCUAAGUCAAUAAUACUUAAAAUACAUUUUUAAAAUACAA